GCGGCGGUGCGCACGCAGGCACGCACGCAGCUGGUCGCGGGGGCGUGCGCGGACAUUUUGUCGGGGUCGCGGACGCGGUGCAGGGAGAAAGCGGGAGAUGUGAGGGAGCCGGGCCCGGGACAGGGACAGGGACCGGAGAGGGACACGGCAGGCCGGGCCGGGGCGGGGCGGUGGGUGUGAGCGUUCCGGGCCCGGGGGCUGUACAUUUACCGAUUACUGAGGAUCCGGUGGCGCGGAGCCUGGGUGCCGGCCUGCCGCUGCUCUCAGGCCGCUGUUGUUCCCCGAGCCGGUGUCAGCGUCCCCCUCGGCCCAGGCAGCGAGCGGGGGUGCAGAGAGUAGGCCUCCCCUCGGAGCCCGGCCCCGGCCCCGGCCCCGGCCCCGGCCCACCAUGAUGUGCGAGGUGAUGCCGACCAUCAGCGAGGACACGCUGAGCCCCCGGGCUUCACAGUGCGGCACCGACACCGAGGCCAACUUCGAGCAGCUGAUGGUGAACAUGCUGGAUGAGAGGGACAAGCUGCUGGAGAGCCUCCGGGAGAGCCAGGAGGCGCUGGCCCUGUGUCAGGCCAAGAUGCAGGAGGCCUUCCAUGAAAGGGACUCGCUACAGAGGCAGCUCAACACCGCCUUACCUCAGGAGUUUGCAGCACUCACAAAAGAAUUAAAUGUAUGCAGAGAGCAUCUCCUGGAAAGAGAGGAAGAAAUUUCUGAACUGAAAGCAGAAAGAAACAACACUCGGCUGCUUUUAGAACACCUCGAGUGUCUCGUUUCCCGACACGAGCGAUCACUCAGAAUGACAGUAGUGAAGAGACAAGCUCAAUCACCUGCAGGAGUUUCAAGUGAAGUAGAAGUUCUGAAAGCACUCAAAUCGUUAUUUGAGCACCAUAAAGCUUUAGAUGAAAAGGUACGAGAGCGGUUACGAGUAGCACUAGAAAGAGUUAGUGCUUUAGAAGAAGAAAUAGUAGUUAGAGAGAAAGAGAUCUCAUUAUUUAAAGAGCAGCACACACUUACUCAGAAGAAAGGUGCAACAGAUCCACUAGAAGAUGAAAAGCGUGACAGUGAAAAUACACCAAGCACGAAUGGCAUGAGAUUUUCUAAUUGUUCCAUAAACCAUGAAGAAGAUUCAAUUAAAGUAAUAGAGCUUCAGGAGACAAUAGAUAAACAAAACAAGGAGCAAGGGCAGUUAAAGGAUCGAUUGGCUGCUCUCUCUAGUAGGGUGUCAGAACUUGAAGAGGAUCUGGAUACAGCUCGCAAAGACUUAAUUAAGUCUGAGGAAAUGAACACUAAACUUCAGAGGGACUUGCGUGAGGCCAUGGCCCAGAAAGAUGAUAUGGAGGAAAGAAUAACAACUCUUGAAAAACGCUACCUCAGUGCACAACGUGAAUCCACGUCUGUACAUGAUCUCAAUGAUAAACUUGAAAAUGAACUCGCCAAUAAAGAUGCUUUAUACAUACAGAGUGAAGAGAAGAACCGUCAGUUGCAAGAACGGUUGGAACUUGCUGAACAAAAGCUGCAACAAACUCUCCGAAAGGCAGAAACACUACCAGAAGUAGAAGCAGAGUUGGCACAGAGAGUGGCAGCUCUUACAAAGGCUGAAGAAAGGCAUGGAAAUAUUGAAGAAAGGUUACGACAGUUGGAGGCACAGCUUGAAGAAAAGAAUCAAGAAUUACAACGAGCUCGACAGAGGGAAAAGAUGAAUGAAGAACACAAUAAGCGUUUAUCGGACACAGUAGAUAAACUCCUGUCAGAAUCCAAUGAAAGACUUCAGCUUCACCUAAAGGAAAGGAUGGCUGCAUUAGAGGAAAAGAAUUCCCUUAUCCGGGAGCUUGAAAAUACAAAGCAGCUAAUUGAAGAAACACACCAUGAAAAGAAUAAAUUGUUAGCUGAGAAUGAUCAAUGGCGAGUGAAAGCUGCUUCUUUUGGAGACGCUCUGCACCAUAGCAGGUCACAUUUAGGUAGUCCCUCUGAUUUUAGGUACCCAAUAACAUCUGCGUCAGAGGUAGACAAACACCCAGACCAAUACAGCGGUGCAUCAGUAUUACGUAGAACUCAGAAGGGCCGCUUAGCAGCUUUAAGAGAUGAACCUUCAAAGGUUCAGACAUUGAAUGAGCAAGAAUGGGAGCGUGCACAACAAGCUAGUGUCUUGGCAAAUGUAGCCCAGGCCUUUGAGAGUGAUGCUGAAGUAUCCGAUGCAGAAGAUGAUAGAGAGACAAUAUUCAGCUCUGUCGACCUGCUGUCACCAAGUGGUCAGGCAGAUGCCCAGACUUUGGCUAUGAUGCUUCAAGAACAGUUGGAUGCUAUCAAUAAUGAAAUAAGGCUGAUCCAGGAAGAAAAGGAGUCAACACAGCAGAGGGCAGAAGAGAUCGAAAGCCGGGUUGGAAGUGGUAGCCUGGAUGGUCUGAAUCUUUGCCGAUACAGAGGGGGUACGCUUCCCGCCUCAUUUACGGGUUCGUCCCUCGCUAGUUCCUCUCCACCUGGAAGUGGACACUCCACGCCAAGACGGACCCCUCGAAACCCUGCUCAUGAGAUUGACAGGCUUGGUGUCAUGACCUUGCCUAGUGAUUUAAGAAAGCAUCGUAGGAAGCUGGCGAAGGAGGAUACUCGAGAAGACAAAACGACAAUAAAGUGUGAAACCUCCCCACCUUCCACACCAAGGUCCAUUCGAUUGGAGAGGUUGAACCAAGGUGCCUCUCUCACAGUCAGUCAGGAGGAUAUUCGGGACAUAAGAAGUUCAACUGGGUCACAGGAUGGCCAAGUCAGCAAUCCCAGUAGCAGCAACAGCAGUCAAGAUUCUCUUCACAAAGCUCCCAAAAAGAAAAGCAUAAAGUCAUCUUUUGGGCGCCUGUUUGGUAAGAAAGAGAAAGGUCGGCUUGGGCAGCCCAGCAAAGAUCCCACAGGGCAAGCUGGCAUACCUGAUAUGGAAACCUGUCCUCAGGAUACCUUAGGACUCAGUAAACUUGGCCAAGCAGAAAAAGAUAGAAAGUUGAAAAAGAAUAGUAAAUCAGGGACCGAGUUGUUGGAAGAAGCACGAAGACAAGGUCUCCCGUUUGCACUCUGGGAUGGGCCCACAGUCGUUGUGUGGUUGGAGCUUUGGGUUGGAAUGCCGGCAUGGUAUGUAGCAGCUUGUAGAGCCAACGUAAAAAGUGGUGCUAUUAUGUCGGCCUUAUCAGACACUGAAAUACAACGUGAGAUUGGAAUCAGUAAUCCACUCCACAGAUUAAAAUUACGUCUAGCUAUCCAGGAGAUGGUAUCACUCACUAGUCCUUCAGCACCUGCAACAUCUAGAACGUCCACUGGAAAUGUCUGGUUAACACAUGAAGAAAUGGAAACUCUUGCUGCUGCACCUCAAACGGAUGAUGAAGAGGGCAGCUGGGCCCAGACCUUAGCAUAUGGGGACAUGAAUCAUGAGUGGAUCGGCAAUGAGUGGCUUCCUAGCUUGGGUUUACCUCAGUAUCGCAGUUACUUUAUGGAAUGUCUGGUUGAUGCUCGAAUGCUGGACCAUUUGACAAAAAAAGAUCUUCGGGGGCAACUCAAAAUGGUUGAUAGUUUUCACAGAAAAAGCUUACAUUGUGGAAUAAUGGCUUUAAAAAGACUAAAUUAUGAUCGUAAGGAGCUGGAAAGGAGGCGUGAAGAUAGCCAACAUGAAAUUAAAGAUGUUAUGGUGUGGACUAAUGAGCGAGUGAUACGCUGGGUGCAGUCAAUUGGACUUAAGGAAUAUGCCAAUAAUCUUUUAGAAAUUGGAGUUCACGGUGGACUAAUUGCUCUAGAUGAACUUUUUGAUUACAAUGCAUUAGCUCUAUUGUUACAGAUACCAACACAAAACACACAGGCACGCCAAUCAUUGGAGAGAGAAUUUAACAAUCUCUUGGCACUUGGAACAGACCGGAGACUAGAUGAUGAGGAUGAAAAGGGUUUCAGAAGAGCACCUUCUUGGAGAAAAAAGUUCCGACCAAAGGACGUAAGGGGUAUGACACCUGGAUCAGCAGAGACAUUACCUGCUAAUUUUAGAGUUACCUCAACAAUGUCUUCACCUUCCGUGCAGCCAAAGAAGAUGCAAACUGAUGUUCAUUCGCACUAUUUCAACUGAUGACUGCACAGCAUUCAAAGCCUUCAUGCAGUAAUUAUACAUCACACGAGUUGCUGACAAAGCUGGGGAAUCUGUGAUGUAGCAAUAUUUCUAACUUGGACUUAAUAUUUUAAUACAGAGAUUUAAACUAGUUGAACCACAGCUCAUGAUAUCCUAGAUAUAAAGUUUUAGAAUAAAUGUUUCUUAUAUUUAUGUAAACCUGUUUCAAUAUUGAUUUAUUGUAGAUCAGGCACCUAGCUUUAACUACGUACCCUCGCUUAGAACAGUUUUAUAACUAUGUACAAUCUUUCUUAAAUCAGUUUUCUUUACUCUUAAUCAUGUUAUUUUUUUCAAAGAAAUGUAUCAUAUGUCUGUAUGUAUUCAUCCCUAUGAGAAUUGUGGGGGUUUUGUAAAUCAUUGUGUAAUUACUACAAAUAUUCAGAUUUUUUUAUAAAGUUGAGGACAAAACUGUGGGUGUAGUGGCAUUUUCAUGCUUUUUUUCCCCCAAAAGAAACUGCAUGCUGACAGCACUGUGUGUUAAUGUUGUAGUUAGUCUGAAGUCUGUAAUUAAAUUUUUUUUAAACCAUCAGUUCUCAUCUUUUAAAUUGUAAAUGCUUGUCCAUUUUUUGCAGUAUGGCUAAUAAUGAAUAGAUGGACAGGAGAAGAGGUAAAGCCACAGAUAUAUAGAAGUAUUGAGGAAUAGUGGGGGUGGGGGGGUGAAUGCAAGAGGCUGACCUCCUGUUACAACUUGAAUGCUAUUUCCUCUCUAAUUUUUAAGAAAAGGCUGGUUUAACCUUUCAGUGGACCAAUAUCGAUGACCGUGGUGUCAAUUAAUACUAUUGAGAAGUAUAAGAAGCGGGGUACUUUUUAAAAGAAAAUGAAAGCCUUAUUUAUUUUUCUUGAAAUAUGGUUUGCUUUUUUGCAACCCUUUCCUAAUCUAUAGAUACUGUGCAUAUUCCUUUUUAAAAGGCCACCCAUAUAUAGGAGAUCGGAAAGAUGUUGUCAUGGCUUUAUUAAGAGUGUUCAGUAUUUUUGAGUAAAUCACCAAGGUGUCAGCUGCAGUUUGUUGGUAUUAUAGUGAGUUAUGUCUUGUGUACCAACACAUUGUAAAUCUGUCCAAAACUCUUGUGGUCAAUUUUUAAUAUAUGUUGGCCUGAAUAAUGUACUGUUAUUUGUCCAAUAUUUUGCAGUUCUGAGUUUUUCCUCUGCCUUCUUGUAACAAAUUAUGUACAGUCUAUACAGUACUUUGAACUAUUUUUAUCACAGUAUUUAUUGCUUUCUUUCAAUAAAAUACUUAAACUUUUAUUUUCCACUGCCAAUAAACAAAAAUGAAAACCACA
This is a messenger RNA of Chiloscyllium plagiosum (whitespotted bambooshark), 5400 nucleotides long. Lineage: Eukaryota; Metazoa; Chordata; Chondrichthyes; Orectolobiformes; Hemiscylliidae. The record is from RefSeq and is a predicted model, not a curated record.